AUGGCACAACAAUCAACAUACAUACUCGCUCCGAACUUUCAUUUCAAACCCGGAACAGGACCCAUAGCGCUAGGCAACAUCAUCGCCGACCCAUUACGACCACAUCGCACGCUAACUACCGUCGAUGCCGGGAUUCUCAAAGCCAGAUACCCACCGGUCGAAACAUUUACCCAUUAUGAAUAUAGUACAUCUCGGGGUACAAGUCGGAACAAUUCACUGAGUGUUUGGGGACAGUUCCUAGGAACCGUUGGCGCAAAAGUCUCGGGUGAACAUGGGUCGAGCCUACAUAACACAUACACAAUGGAUGCUCUGGAGACGAAAUAUUUUGUCGGUGAUCCUGCGCUUGAAGAGCUUGAGGCUCGGUUGAAGGCGCCCCGUGUGCAGGCUGUGCUCAGAACAAGCAGUAUACCAGGCUUUAGGUACCCGGUGUAUAUGGUGACCGGGUUAAUGGUAGCGAAGGGAUUCGCCGUGACCCACGAGACAGGUAAAAAUAGAGGAGCCGAGCUUGGGGCCGAAGGGUCCGCUCCCACCCCUGCAGGUCAGGCUGGAGCUGGCAUCAAUAUCGCUCGAUCACGCUCGAUAGAGCAAAGUGAGGAAUGGAAGGCACGUGAUGACAUUGUCUUUGCGUAUCAAUUGCUGAAGAUUGAAGUAAGAGGGUGGAAGGGAACAAGGAUCGAAUACGAUGAGCUUAGGCAUAAGGCAGCAUAUUUAAGUCACGAGGCGGUAGAGGAAUAUCAUGAGGAAGACGAGGAGGAUCUGGGAGAAGUGACAGUCACUCAGACGAGUCUGGACAAUCUCCGGACUUUGCAAAAUACUGGUGGACUCAAGGCUGUUGAGUUGGGGGAAAAACUGUGGACCAAUCAGAACGCAUAUCCGAUCGAGCAGUCUGGUAUAUUGCUUGCUACGCUUCGCUCCGCUGCGGACUAA
This is a messenger RNA of Aspergillus pseudotamarii, 927 nucleotides long. RefSeq lists its product as uncharacterized. NCBI's taxonomy places the organism in Eukaryota, Fungi, Ascomycota, Eurotiomycetes, Eurotiales, Aspergillaceae. Bases 1 to 927 code for a protein of 308 amino acids. The transcript is spliced from 2 exons. The record is from RefSeq and is a predicted model, not a curated record.